Aspergillus clavatus NRRL 1 is the source of this 4479-nucleotide messenger RNA. Its product is annotated as putative UDP-glucose:glycoprotein glucosyltransferase. Lineage: Eukaryota; Fungi; Ascomycota; Eurotiomycetes; Eurotiales; Aspergillaceae. Gene Ontology annotation, molecular function: UDP-glucose:glycoprotein glucosyltransferase activity. Bases 1 to 4479 code for a protein of 1492 amino acids. The transcript is spliced from 5 exons. The record is from RefSeq and is a predicted model, not a curated record. Gene Ontology annotation, cellular component: endoplasmic reticulum.
AUGGCUAUUCGCUCAAACAUUGUUGCCUCUUGGCGACAGUGCUUUGUAGUUGUUGCUGCGCUGAGCUGUUUGGCGCGCGCGAGUCCAUCCGUCAAUGUUGCACUACAGGCUUCAUUUGAUUCAGCACCAUAUCUUCUAGAACUACUAGAGACGACUGCAGAAGAGAAUUCGACAGCAUAUUUCCCACUCCUUGAUCGCAUCGCAGAGGGAACCUUUGAUGAUACAACCACGGAAAAGGAGCUCUAUGAUCGGUUUCUACAAGUCGUCCAUGAUGAUGGACACCUCAGCACCCCGGAACUCCUCUCGUCUUUCAAGUUGUCUCUGGCAAUCCGAUCCGCUGCCCCUCGAAUCUCCGCUCAUUACCAAUUCUACAAUGCCUCGGUCCAACACUCUUUGAUGGCCGCGCAGGAUGCGGCGUGCCCGGUAUGGGUUCACUCGGAAGGAAAGCAAUACUGCUCCUCCAGUAUGGAACGUGCGCAGCAGGAUAUGUCGGAUGAGGCAGACUCCCGAGAACUCCCCUUUGAUCGAGUGCUAGGAGAUACAUCGCUUCCUCCAGCCAUCCUGUAUGCGGACAUCGCGUCACCGAUGUUCAAGGAUUUCCAUCAUACUCUGACUGGGCUCGUCAAAGAAGGCCAAGUCUCUUAUCGCGUGCGCUACCGACCGCCCCAGCAUUGGAGUUCCCGCCCUCUCUUCGUCUCUGGCUAUGGUGUGGAACUUGCGCUGAAGAGAACGGACUAUAUCGUCAUUGACGACCGUGAUGCUGAGCAAAGAAGUCAGAACACUAUCGCUUCGACCGAGCCUUCCGACGGGGAAGAUUCCCCUGAUGACCUCCGGCCACUAUCUUCGUCGGAAGUCUCGCGACUUGGAAUCAAUACCGCCAGCUACGUGAUGGACAGUGACACGCCUCUGGAUACACUUGUGAAGAUCUCACAGGAUUUCCCUAAAUAUUCCGGGAAGAUCGCGGCCUACAAUACGUCCACGACGUUGUUGCAGCAUAUCCGUGCUAGCCGACUUGACCUGCUUCCUUCAGGCGCCAAUGUCAUGUGGAUCAAUGGCAUCCAAAUCGAUCCUCGCCAAAUUGAUGCAUUUUCCCUUCUGGAUCAUCUCCGCCGUGAAAGAAGAUCGAUUGAUAAGUUCAGGAGCACUGGCCUUUCUGCUCAGGAAGCUGUCGAUUUGCUUUGCCAUGAGUCUCUCGCAGAGACGCUGGCCCAAGAUGCUCCUUCGCGGUACAACUAUCAAGACGAAAUCGAGGGCGGUGGCGUUAUCAUUUGGAUGAAUGACCUCGAAAAGGACGCCAAGUACCAGUCUUGGCCUAGCGAGGUGUCUGCGUACCUUCAACCCAUCUACCCUGGCCAACUCCCGGCAGUGCGUCGCGAUGCACACAACAUCGUUGUUCCCGUCGAUCUCACCAAUCCUGAAGACAUGGAAUUGAUUGUCAAGACGAUCCAAGUUUUUGUCAAGAAGAAGAUCCCCGUGCGAUUUGGCUUGGUUCCUCUCGCUUCUUCCCCUGAAUCUAUUGCACAGCUCAAAGUUGCGCAUUAUCUCCAAGAGACCUAUGGACUGGCCAGCUUGAUCCAAUAUUUAGAAGAGGCGAGUGACAUUCAGCUUUCCGCUGCCAAAAACAAGAUAGGGUCGCCGGACAAGGCUUGUCUCCAACAUGCCACAAAAGAUCACGAUGUUCGUCCCAAUAAGCAGGUUUUGACACUUGAAGAGAUUUUGAAGAGCGAUGACUUCGAGACACUGGCUUCCCGGGCGGCGAAGUACCAGAGCCGACUCGGAAUUAGAGGUGGCGGCUCACAUCUAUUGGUCAAUGGAGUGUUCAUAGUACGGGACGAGAAAUGGCCUCAGGAGAUGAGUAUGCGUGUUGGCCGGGAUUUGCAGACUAUUCAACAAGGAGUCAUGGAUGGCACUAUCGAUGACGAAAUGUGGCUUCCCCAGCUCUUCCUUUCGCAAGCAUUUGAUCGCCGCAAUCCCUUAAUCGUACCCGAGGAUGCCAAAGAUAUCCGAAUCGUGGAUAUUGCAAAGCUAUCGGAGUCUGGUAAAGGACUCUCUGAAGCUCUUGUCAUUGCAUCGAAAGCUGGGAAUGCAAUCGAUAGUAAGCAUCUGAUUGUUGUUGGUGACUUUGACUCCGCGAAAGGCUUGCAGCUCCUUGUCACUGCUCUUGAGUAUCAGGAGAAAAAUGGUGAGGUGGAAGUCGUUCUAAUCCAUAAUCCCAUCCCUGAACUGGAGACGGAAAGUGGAUCUGCAUUGCUUUACCGUUCUCUGAAGGUCAAUGGUCGAACAGAUGCUGCUCAGGUCCUGGCUGACCUUAAGGCUGCCGAUGCCCCCAUGUCUUCUGAGAAUGAAGCUCAAGAAAUGGCUCAAUUCUGGGAAGCCCAGCAACUAUUGGCAGGAGAACUUGGAUUUUCUCCCGGUGCAAAUGGUAUUGUCAUCAACGGAAGAGCAGUCGGGCCUCUGUUGGAUGAUUCGACUUUAUCGGUAGAGGACUUGGGUCAGCUCUUGGCCUACGAGCAAAGAACAAGAGUCGGUCCUGUCGCAGAUGCAGCAAAGGACCUUGGCUUUGAGUCCAGGCUCUCCAGUCCUCUUGCCCUGGCUAAACUCACUUCGCUUACCGCUCUUUCAACCGUGUCCGAUGUCCCUGAGGGCAUCUUUGAAACGACAUCAAAUGUCAGAACGGAUUUGUUCAAAAAAUGGAAUGAUUCACGCUCUGUAAUCACUGUUUCGAACUCCGACGAUCCAGCAAUCACCAUUGUUGUUUCCAUUGAUCCAACCUCGGAGACUGCCCAAAGAUGGUUGCCAAUUCUGAAGGUACUUUCGGAACUCGCCAGCGUCAGGGUUAGAUUGUCCUUGAAUCCACGUGAUGAGAUCCAGGAACUCCCAAUCAAGCGAUUCUAUCGCUAUGUAUUGGACUCAGAGCCAUCCUUCAGUGACGAUGGAUCUCUUGCAAGGCCUACAGCCACCUUCUCUGGCGUACCGAUGGAAGCACUUCUGACUUUGGGCAUGGACGUUCCGUCUCCCUGGCUCGUUGCACCCAAGGAGUCGAUAUAUGACCUGGAUAACAUCAAACUCAGUACAUUAAAACCAGGGUCUAAUGUUGAUGCCAUCUAUGCACUGGAACAUAUUUUGAUUGAAGGACACUCUCGUGAUCUGACGACCAAGACAGCUCCGCAGGGUGUUCAACUAGUCCUUGGCACCGACGACAAUCCGCAUUUCGCAGACACCAUAAUCAUGGCCAAUCUAGGAUAUUUCCAGUUCAAGGCUCAGCCAGGGCUGUGGAAGAUCAACCUAAAACCUGGUCGCAGUCAGACCAUCUUCAACCUCGACAGCGUCGGUGGCCAAGGUUACAGUCCGCAACCGGGUGAUGAAAACAAUGAAGUUUCACUUCUUUCCUUCCAAGGAAAGACCCUCUUCCCAAGUCUUUCACGAAAGAAAGGCCAGGAAAUGGAGGACGUAUUGGAGACGGGUGCUAAGCCAGGGUCUGCAAUGGACUAUGUAUCCAAGGGCUUUAACUUUGCCCAGGGAGUCCUGUCUAGCGUCGGAGUUGGGUCGAAGCACGGAUCUGAAAAGCAGGCUGAUAUCAAUAUCUUCUCAGUGGCGAGCGGCCACUUGUACGAACGAAUGCUGAAUAUCAUGAUGGUCUCCGUGAUGCGGAACACAAAGCAUUCCGUCAAGUUCUGGUUCAUUGAACAAUUUCUCUCGCCGUCGUUCAAGUCCUUCCUUCCACAUCUCGCCGAACAGUACGGCUUCUCCUAUGAGAUGGUCACGUACAAGUGGCCACACUGGCUCCGCGCUCAACGCGAGAAACAGCGGGAGAUCUGGGGCUAUAAGAUCCUCUUCUUGGACGUCCUCUUCCCACUUUCCUUGGACAAAGUCAUCUUCGUGGACGCAGACCAGAUUGUCCGCACGGAUCUGUACGACCUCGUUUCGCUGGACCUUGAAGGCGCUCCCUACGGCUUCACCCCUAUGUGCGAUUCCCGCGAGGAAAUGGAAGGUUUCCGCUUCUGGAAGCAAGGGUACUGGAAGAACUUCCUCCGUGGUCUUCCCUAUCAUAUCUCCGCGCUUUACGUGGUGGAUCUCAACCGCUUCCGGGCUCUUGCCGCUGGCGAUCGUCUCCGGGGCCAAUACCAGAUGCUCUCGGCUGAUCCCAACAGUCUGAGUAAUCUUGACCAAGACCUGCCAAACCACAUGCAGCAUCAUAUUCCAAUCAAGAGUCUCCCGCAGGAAUGGCUGUGGUGCGAGACGUGGUGCUCCGACGAAUCGCUCGGUGUGGCGAGAACCAUUGAUCUGUGCAAUAACCCGCAAACCAAAGAGCCGAAACUUGAUAGAGCCCGAAGACAGGUGCCCGAGUGGACGGAAUAUGAUGAUGAGAUUGCAACAUUGGCGAAAAAGCUCGCUGAGGAGCAACAGCAGAGGGAGGAGGAGAAACGGUCUGAUGACCGGGAAGAGCAAGAAUCUGACUGGAUAAAGGAUGAGCUCUAG